AUGCCUCGCCCCUUCAAAUGGGCUGAAUACUUCAAUAAAGACGCCGCGCUCCAGAAUCGCUCCAACAAAUAUCAAGUGUCAUGUAUACGCUGUCAUAAAAAGAUCCCAAAGGGCCGUUCGGAAGAGCGGACUCGUCAUCUCGUCGAUGAAUGCACGGGUCUCACACCAGAGGAGCGAGAACAAAUCAUCCGCGUGGAGGCGAAAGAAGCCGAAGCCGCCGCGGCGGGAACUCCAAAGCCAAGGGCUGGGAAGACCUCCAAAGGCGGGGGAGGAGGAGGAGGAGGAGGAACAGGGCUUGGGGAGACCGAGAUCGAGGAACUCCUUCGGCUUGCGAGAUUGCAUUCAGUAGAGGGCGGGAGCCAAGAGGGGUGGCAAGGCGUCACAGAAGAGUAUAACAACUGGGCUGAAAGUAACGGCUUUAAAACCCGCACAAGUGACGCGUUACAGAAACAAUGGGAUUCACGCGUCACCAGUAAUAGUAAUAGUAACAACCGCCUCCAAGGGCCAGCAAACUUCUCAUGGGACGCAGAGGCCCGGGUUAUCCCUUGGGAGAUCGGUGGGCUCGGCGCCUUUGAUGAGGACGAAGGCGGUGAUACCACCACUGACCAUGACGCCCUCGCAACAGACCUCGGUGGAGAUGGCGGUGGUCCAUCAUCAGGAUAUAAUAUCCCCCCCCAUCCCCCACGCUUUGACCCCGAACUAUCUGCACUUCGCGAUACCACCCCGCCGGCAAAUUUGUCGCCGCCGCAAUCCACAAACUCUAGCCAAAGGCGGCAGUAUCGCCAAACAGAAUAUUCAUCACGCCCUCCUCCUCCACUACCCCCACCACAACCUACGGCUAAGGAGCCAAUGAUGAAUAUCGCUGACCCGCGGUCCUCGUCAUCAUUGAUCGAGCUACUACAAUACGAGAACACACAGAAAGAGAAACGGAUCGAGAGGCUAGAGGCACGGGAGGAUAAACUGCAAGAGAAGAUUGAUAGGCUAGAAAGCAGGAACAGGAAGUUAGAGGAGCAAAAUAGGAAGCUUGAAAGCCAAAACCAGGUGCUGAAGAUGCGGUUCAUGAUCACCGAGGGCAGCGGCGCUACGAGUGCGAAGAGAAAGAGGGGGGGUUCUGAUUUCCUCAUGACGGAUCUGCAGGACGUUGUGGAGAGUCAAGUGUAG
Molecule: messenger RNA, 1161 nt
Organism: Morchella sextelata
Lineage: Eukaryota; Fungi; Ascomycota; Pezizomycetes; Pezizales; Morchellaceae
Exons: 2
Coding region: 1-1161 (386 amino acids)
Source: RefSeq, a predicted model, not a curated record